Messenger RNA from Notothenia coriiceps (black rockcod), 4339 nucleotides. RefSeq names its product beta-galactoside alpha-2,6-sialyltransferase 1. The record is from RefSeq and is a predicted model, not a curated record. Gene Ontology annotation, molecular function: beta-galactoside alpha-2,6-sialyltransferase activity. The transcript has 3 exons. Lineage: Eukaryota; Metazoa; Chordata; Actinopteri; Perciformes; Nototheniidae. The coding region runs from base 1 to 459 and encodes 152 amino acids. Gene Ontology annotation, biological process: sialylation. Gene Ontology annotation, cellular component: Golgi apparatus.
AUGCCUAGACCACAGUGGUACAACAGAACAGACUACCCCAUCUUCACCCAGUACCAGAGAUACAGGAGGCUUCAUCCGAUGCAGCCCUUCUACAUCCUGCAUCCUCGCUUCGAGUGGCAGGUCUGGCAACGUAUUCAAGACAACAUGGCUGAGCCCAUCCAGAGAAACCCUCCCUCCUCCGGCCUGCUUGGUACAAUCCUGAUGAUGUCGCUGUGUGAGGUGGUGCAUGUUUACGAGUUCCUGCCGUCCCGCAGAAAGACAGAGCUGUGCCAUUACUACCAGCGUUUCUACGACGCCGCCUGCACACUGGGCGCAUAUCACCCUCUGCUGUACGAGAAAAAUCUGGUCAAGCGGAUGAACCAGGGGUCAGACCCCGACAUCUACACCCAUGGACGUGUCACCCUGCCUGGGUUCAGACAUCUGAACUGUACCCACACUGCCGGAGUAAACAACCACUGACUUGAAAAUACAAAAGGAAAGCACACAAACACAAACAUAUGAAGCAAAGCAGAUACCUGCAUGAGGACAGACGCAUGAACAUUUCAUUCUCACUGCCGAAACAAAAGUGCCACUCACUAUAAAUAUUACAUGUAACAUCAGGCUGCAAACACGUGACACACACACACACACACGCACACGCACACACAGUCCAAUUAACUAAUAGAUGUGCCUGCUUGUUCAUACAUACAUACAUUCAUGACCUAUAGAGGAGGUUUUUAUUAGUAAUCCCUGUUCAUCCCUGAAUAUACAUACAUCCCUUACAAAAGGAGCAUAUCGCUGUUUUAACCAUGUAUGUAAAAUCAUGUAUUUUAAUGUUAAUAUUUUGUGUUUUCCAAACGGAACUAGCAGGUUUUUGAUGUCUUCCAGAAAAACAAUCAACACCACUGACAACAUUUAUAAAAGCUAUACUUCCAACAACUACUGACAAGAAGCAUAAUAUAAAUAUAUAUCAAUGUAUCUAAAUAAAUGCUCAAAAAGGUCAAAUCACCCAAAAGACAUGUGGUAUGCUUUGGAAACAGAACAUGAUUAUGAUGUUUAAUUUUCGGUUUAUUGGAAUGAAACAUGUUAACAUCAGCACUAUGGUCGUUUUAUCUAAUUUCAUCCUCGUCCUAAGCCAACCAAAGUCUCAAACUGACCUGCUGAAGACGUUAAGAAAUUAUCCAAAUGGAUCUCAUUACUCAAACUAACAAAAAAACAACAACAACAACCAGGCCUUAACUCAAUGUAAAUAUUGCAUUUACAUAUUUUAAACCGAAUCACAAAAGCUGAUUUCCUUUUGAAUGUUAUUUCACUUAAAGCACGACUUCCCUGAAAGCAGCUGUGGAGUAAUUAUGGUUUUUCUUUGUUUGUUGGUAGAAUCUAGAUCGGUUUUGUAUCUGUUUUUCACUGCUGACACUGCUUCCCUAACAUCUGAUGAUACUGAGGAAAGAGCUGAUUCAGUUCUGUUACUCAGGUCAGUUUGAAUUUAGUCUUAGUACAAUCAUAGGGCACUUGCUUAUGAAUGCCACAUCAAACUUUGCUCUGGUUUCAGACAUGUCUCCUGUAGCUAGGAUUUCAGUUUUGGGAAUUUGUUAAAGCUCUAUUUUCAGGGCUUGAACUCCCUUUUUAAAACAGCAAAACAUCUUGGCUUGAAGUCAGCAGUUUUAUCCAAGUGUGAUUGUGUUUGUUCUCAUACUUUAAUUGCUGUAAUGAGUUGUGAGUAACAGUAGGAGUACGCCAACUUUAACGCCAGUCGAAUUAGAAAAUGUAUCUUCUUCUCGCCCAAAUACGUUGGGAAUAAGUGGAUAAAACAUAUAAUAUAAAAAAAUGAAGUCAAACUAAUGUUUUGUACCCACAUUGUCAAACCUGUUACAACCCGUUCCCUCUAGUCUUCUUAUAAUUCUUAUAUAGUGUAGCAUUAAUACCCAGGAGGACGGUCUUCAAUGUGAUUCUGUUACACAGCCAUAUAAAGCAGAGUUUUAUUAAUAUAAAAAUUCAUAAACUAUUAACGACAAUUAAUAUAUAUAUACGUUCCUUUUAGUUAUUGGUAACUGUUGGUCUGAGUUAAGGGAGAGUUCAUUUGAUAUCAUGCAGCUUCAGACCUUCGAUAUCAAAGAUCUGUUUAAUUUAUCUUGCAAAACUUGUUAAAAUAACCUUGCAGCUAAAGCUAGUUAGCUAGCCUGUUGACUUUAAAAGGCAGAACAGUUUAAACAUUUAUUAGAAAAGGAACUAAUGUGCGCCACAGCUUUGAGUAGAAUAUGUUUUUGCCGUUCAUAUUUUCCCAACUCUUAGUCCGUAGAUGUUUCCAGAACUACAACCUGCAUCAAUGUUGUGUUUUUAGUAUUAAUCGCAGUAGAAAAUAGCCUCACGAGUAUUUUGACUUUUUGUUCAGCAUGUAAAUAAAAUAUUCUCCAGAGUAGUGAAGCAACAAGAAGAAGUCUAUACAUCUCUGAUAAACAGAGAAUUGUCCGCAUGGCAAGAAUCCUGCUUUUUAUCCCAUUAUUUUCCUCCUGCGUAUUGAUAUUAGCAUUACUACAUGCGAUCCAGCUCAUUAGCAUGCACACAAACACAAUGAGCCUGGACUGUACAGGGUGAGUGUGAUGCUCCUUCAUUGUUAUAUGUGUCUCAAAUAUUAGAUUUUUUAUAACAAAUGAAUCACUUUACGACAUACAAAUAGUAAAUCAAACAUCAACAUUUUAGAAUAUUUAAAGAUGGACUAGUCCCAAGUUUAUCACAUGUCAAAAUGUUUUGGUCAUUUGAUUAAUUUAUGAAAGAUGUGCACCACUGAAGUGUCUUACACUGUUCAGUAAAGGGAGACACUGUACAAUGUUAGUAUUGAUCUGUUGUUGUGUGAGUUAAUGGAUCCUUCAUUUUAUUCAUCCUUUCUGCAUUAAAACCACUUGUUUGCUAGCACUGUCUGCUCACACUGAACGUAAACAUAAAAUGUUGACAACAAAAAGAUAAAGGCAGCUUUGUGUGAUUCUACUGAUUAUGAACCAAAGUAGUAAAAGACAAAUAUCGAGCCGCAGAAAGCUUCAAAUACGUGGUAAUUUACGACUGAAUUUCUGUGAAAAUCUGCAAUAAAUUGCUAUUUAUUUCUUGUUUCCAUCCACUACUGUAAUGUGGGAUACAGUUCCACAGUUGGUGGGGGAAAUUCUCCAGUCAGUGCCACAAAGAACCGAAAAGGGGGGAAAUUAUUCAUUGUACUUUGUUCAGUUGUGGUUUUGUGGAUAAACUAACUUUUUUACUUCAGCCAAGCACAAAAACCUUACAUUUUUUAAAUUGAAAUUCACAUUUUCAUCAAGGUUUUUGGAUUGACAAUGUGAAAAAAAUGCACAUAAAAAAGGUGGAUGGGAUUGAAACUAUGACUGCUUCAGCCGUUUUAUUUGUUUUCAUUCAUACGCAUAUUUGACUCUACAGACAUUAUAAUCUUAUAAUCAGGUCAAUAUCGCCAAUGUUUUAAGUUUCAUCAUGAACGGCUCCGCUAAUGUUUUUCUAAUAACUUCAGUUUGAUGUUCUUACUUUACUUUAUUGUUUAUUCGGGAGGCAAACACAUGAAUAAUUAAGAACUUUUUCUCCCUAUGCAGUUCUAUUGUUGUUCUAACUCCUGCUCAUUUAAUUUGUGUGAAACCUUUUUAUUUAAGCUUACAGAUAUGUGUCUGCUUUGCCUUCAUCCUCUUGCUUUUUUAAAAGAGGGUUAGGGUUAGUUAAGCUGUUAACUAUGGUUUAAUGUGGUUGAUUGUAUUUGUUAUUUCUCCUGGAGUCUUGUCACUUGAUCCAUCCACUUCUAUAAGCAUGUUGCUUUUUCUUAAGUUCAGUUUUCUUUACAUUUUUAAGAAACAUCAGUAACUAUGUAUUAAUGACAAAUGUACAGUUUGCUUUCCUCAAGGACAAGAAAUAGCUCAUCGACUAUUUGAUAGAUAAUUUUUAACUUACACCAUUAUGUUCGCCUCAGGAUAAAUCGUAACACAUAUGAUAACUCUAAACAGGUUUAAAUAAAACCAAUCUGAGCAGAUGCAGUUUAGCGGUUACAAGUAGGUUCAUUUUGAAGUAUGUCACCACAAUUCACACAGGCUUAGAAACACAAUUACUUUUCUGUUUAUAUAUCAGUAUGUUUCCAACACAGCAUGUUAAAUUACAUUUCUAAAAUAUUGUGAUUAAUAUUAAUAUUAUUGUUGUUUUUCAAGGAUUCAGUGAACUGACUACAUUGUGUUUUGUUGAUGAUUUUAUGUGUCAUGUCAGCCAUUCUGUCUGUACAGUAUGUGAGCAGGAGGUUGAGACGAUCACAUGUCUGGGUGUUGGGAAGAAGUACAUUUAUGUAUUUGUAACCCAUCAAUCAAUAAAUACCUGACAACUGAAA